AUGGCGCCGCAGGUGUUGGUGGCCCCGCGACAGCGGGCCACCGAGUGGAUGCCGCCGCCAUUCGACCUCGGUCGCUUCCAGGGGCCCCACCCUGCGGGCGCGCUCGCGCCGCGCGUGUGGGGGUCGGCGCCCUCGCACAGCGGCAGCAGCCCGGACGACCGCCGGAGGCAAGUGGGCCCUAUCACCCGCUUUGCCAGCAUGGGCGCGGCCUCUCGCGGGGUGACGCCUCCGCGGGGGCUCGGACAAGAGCAGCAGCAGCAGCAGCAGCAGCAGCAGCAGCAGCAGCAGCAGCAGCAGCAGCAGCAACCGCUUCCGCAUCACUUCAGUAGCCCCAUGCCAUACCAGGAGCAGCGUGCAGGCGAGGCCCAGCACCUGCUGUCGACGCAGCCGUGCCCACCCCACAUGCCGCCCGUGCUGGUGUCCGCCCCCACGGCGGCGCCGGCGCCGCCCGUCGGAGACGGCUGGGCUUCGCAUCCAAUCCACCGCCGGCCCGGCAGCUAUGGCCCGGCCCAGGGUAGCGUAUUCCCACUGGCGCCCGACCAGCUCAGCUUGGAGGACCAUUGGCGGCUGUGUGGGGGGCCCCCGCCUCCAUCAGCGGCCGCUGCAGGCCCGCCCCCUGGCUUUGGGCCGCAGGCCGCCGGAUCUCCAGUAAGGAUGGCAGCUGCGGCGCCGCAGAUUCAGCCAACUGCGAGGUUCCAGGUCCUGCAGCGGCCGCACGAGGCCGCGCAGCCGCCGCUGUCUUGCACUGUGGCACCUGCGGCGGCCACGCCGCUGGUGGCGCCGCUGCCCGCGCCGCUGGUCGCUCCGCUGGCCGCCCUGCAGGGCAAUGCAGAGCGGCAGGAGCAAUGGCAGCCUGGGCCAGGCCAACGCCAGCCGCCGCAACCGGAGCAGUCAACUCUGCCUGCGCCGCAGAACGCACCGCCACUGUUCACACAAUCAUAUGAGUACAACCUGCAGGCGCAGCAGGCGCAACAGGCGCAGCAGGCGCAGCCAACGUGGCAGCAGGCGCCGACUGCGUAUGACGCCCCGCAGCAGCACAAGGAUCAGCGGAGGCCUGAGGAGCAACAUGGCUACCGCCAGCAGUGGCAGGUGCAGGGGCAAGAGCAGGACAACCAGCAGAUCAGGGGUGUGGGUGGGGAUGCGGGGGCAGCGCCGCCGUCACCCGAGAUGGGUGCACAGGGCCCGGCCAGCGGCGCCGAGGCGCCAGCCAGCGGCAGCGAAGGGGCACCCCUGCUGGACCCAUGGGGCGCCCCUUGGCCCAGCCCCCUGAAGGGUGGGAGCCGGGGAGCCGCAGACUACGCGGCCGCGGCGCCCGCUGAGGCGGCGCCGCCCCCGCUUCAGGGCCUCGGCCGGAGCGGAGCUGUGAGCCGUGGGGUCCCUGGGCUGGACGCAGGCGAGGGCGGGGUUGGCGCUGACCUGGCAUGCGGUGGGGUGGGUACGCUCCACCACAUGACACACGAGCCCGUCGUGGCGCAGGCCGCCGAGCAGCAGCGGGAGUGGGGGAGCCUCAAGGGGGCGUCACCCCGUCGCGCCCCCCACAAGCUUGCGCCUCAGGCAGAGCGUGCGCCGCGGGGCCGCGGCGGGCGCGGACGGCGCGGCGGCUUUCAAGGCGGCAGGCCGCCCCUGGAGGCCAGCGGCUUUGCCUCCGAUGCCCUGGGCAUGGACAAGGCGCCGGGUGGCGGCGGCCGGGGCGAGCGUGGCAGGGGCCGCGGGCGCGGCGGUUCCUUAGGCGGCAGCAUGGCCGGCCCGCGUCCGGCCGAGCACAUUGGCAACGGCAUUGGUGGUAGAACACUAUCGGACGCGCCUCCCGUGGGACGUGAGGGCCGCGGCGAGCUCGGCCGCGGCCGCGGCCGCGGCUUUGGGUGCGAGGGCCGCGGGCGUGGGGGCGGGCUCGGCGCCGCCGCAUUUGGCGCAGAGGCUGAGCCUGCAGCUGCCGAGCCCGCCCAGCCGCUCGGCUGGGGUGCGGCCGGCGCACUGCAGCAGGAUGACAAUGAUUGGCAGCAGGAUGCGGGCUGGGGGGCAUGCGAGGAGGGGCAGCAGCAGCAGGAUGCGCAGGCGGGCGGCGCUGAGGACGCGUCGCCGCCGGCAGAGCGACAGCAGGAGUUUGCGAGCGAGCGAUUCAGCCGUUUCCAGCAGCAGGAGGGGUCCCAGGAGUUUGGAGGGACGGGGGAAAGGAGCUUUGGCCGCGGGCGGCGCGACGCCAGCCGCGGCCGGGGCGGGCGCGGAGGAUACGCGGGCGCCGGUUGCGGCGCCUUCCGUGGCCGGGGCAGGUUUGGCGGCCAGGGCGCUGGGGAGCCUGAGCUUGCCGGCGCCGAAGGCCAUGGGGGCGCCGGCAGGCGCGGCCACGGGCGUGGCGGGAUGGGGAGGGGCGGCUUCGGGCGCGGCGGCCUUGACGGAGUCGGCGACGGGUACGACGUACAGGGGGAACCGGCGUACGGCGGCAACGGCGACGGCGCAGAUGCUGGAGGCAGCCCUGGCGGCGGCAGGGGCCGCGGCGGCGGCCGGGGCCGCGGGCGCGGGCGCGGCGAUCAAGGCAGCGUGGCUCCUGCGUUUGAGGCUUCGCUGCCGCCGGAGCCGGAUGUCUCAGAGGUUGUGGCCGACCUGG
Messenger RNA from Monoraphidium neglectum, 2605 nucleotides. RefSeq lists its product as hypothetical. The record is from RefSeq and is a predicted model, not a curated record. The annotation marks the transcript as partial. The transcript has a single exon. NCBI's taxonomy places the organism in Eukaryota, Viridiplantae, Chlorophyta, Chlorophyceae, Sphaeropleales, Selenastraceae.